Anguilla anguilla (European eel) is the source of this 1799-nucleotide messenger RNA. RefSeq names its product proline-serine-threonine phosphatase interacting protein 2 (gene pstpip2). Bases 107 to 1120 code for a protein of 337 amino acids. Gene Ontology annotation, biological process: actin filament polymerization. Gene Ontology annotation, cellular component: plasma membrane; actin filament; cytoplasm. Gene Ontology annotation, molecular function: actin filament binding. The transcript has 15 exons. Lineage: Eukaryota; Metazoa; Chordata; Actinopteri; Anguilliformes; Anguillidae. The record is from RefSeq and is a predicted model, not a curated record.
GAAAUAGCCACUUGUGGCUUGACAUCCUCACACACUAGUCAUCGGUGUGAAAUAGAUCCGCAAGGUCUCAGCGAUUCCUUCUGCAGAGCCGCUUUCCGAAUUAAGAAUGAAAGAACUCCACUUUAAGGACAAUUUUUGGAGUCCUGACAUCACCAGCACUCCGGGAUAUGACAGCAUCAUUCAGCAUCUAAACGAUGGAAAGAGGACAUGCAAGGAGAUUGAGGAUUUUAUGAAAGCCAGGGCCUCGAUAGAAGAGAAAUAUGCCAAGGAUUUACUGAGUUUGUCUAAGAAGGUCUGUGGCCAUAAUGAAAUGAACACACUGAAACGCUCACUGGAUGUUUUCAAACUGCAGACAGAAAACGUGAGCUUGUCACAUCUUCAGCUGGCACAAGCAAUGCGCGAUGAGGCGAAAAAAAUGGAGGAGUUCAGGGAGAAGCAGAAGGAAAUGAGGAAAAAGGUCGAACAGCAAAUGGAUGCUUUACACAAGCAGAGGGCAACACAAUACAAGAAAACCAUGGAUUCAAAGAAGUCCUACGAGCAGAAGUGCCGUGACAAAGAAGAAGCUGAGCAGGCAAUGAACCGGAGUGCCAGCAGCAACAACACCAAACAGCAAGAGAAGCUAUUUGCAAAAGCACAGCAAGCAAAAAUGGCAGCUGACGAGGCAGAUAGAAUAUACAACCAUAAUGUCUCUGUACUGGGACAAAUCCGUGAGGACUGGCUAAAAGAACAUGUCAAAGCAUGUGAGGCCUUUGAGAAGCAGGAAGUGGAAAGGAUAGGUACCACGCGGAACAUUGUGUGGACUCACCUCAACCAGCUCUCUCAGCAGUGUGUCACCAGUGAUGAGCUGUAUGAAGAUGUGCGAAAGUCCCUGGAGCAGUGUGACAUUCAAGAGGACAUAGAGCACUUUAUCAACCUCCGGAGGACUGGGGACAAGCCACCAGCGCCCAUCCUAUAUGAGAACUUCUACAGCAAUCAGAGGGCCUCGGUGGCUCCUGGACGACCGGGGCCCCCAGGACCUGUGGGUGGCAGGAGAGGUCCACUGCCUACACCAAGGAAUGCAGAAAGUGAUGUGGCUUAUUCAGUUAUCCACGAUCCUGGUUACAGUGUAAUACGAUACUAGUACAUAAUGGAGAUGGAGUAUGCAUGGAUCUAUUUCUUCAUUGGGCCCAACCCUACGCUCAGUAUGGCCACCAAACCGGUUUUGCAUCAAUUUGAAUAACUUUCAUUCUAUGCUCUCAUCCAUCAUAUAUUUGGCACAUUUUUCCAUGGUUCUAUAACUCUGACCACACCCAGCCCCCCAUUCACUAUGGUACACAUUACUCCUGUGUCAUAUGCAUAAAUUAAUUUUCGAAACAAUUUGGUCGCCCACAAUUUUUCAGCAGUCACGUGUUGUGCUAAUUCCUCCAAUGUCUCUUGAGGUAGCAAAGACCAUAGCUUAGAGUCACCAGCCUUUGAAAGCUUUUUGGUUUCCUAUAACCUCCAGUGUGUAUUUAUUUUUUAUAUACUCAGGGAAAUGCAUACAUUCUCAGAAAAGGACAGUUUCAUAUAAUUAUUAAAUAUAUUCAGAUUAUAGGCUUUUAAAAUAUUUUCUUGUUUCCUUCGGCUUUGUAUUGUUAAUAUGAAUUUGUAUUGGAUGCUAUCUCUUGGAUAGCUCAACACAUAUGAUGUGAAGAAAUAGUAUUGGGAAUUGUGCUUUAAAUGGCUUUACAAAGGCAGAAUAAUUUAUUAUUGUUUAAUUUCCUUUUAAAUGUUUUGAAUGUAUGUUAUGACCAAUGGAAUAAAUGAACAUGUGCCACUGC